GUUUCAAAAUUUCUUUUGUGUUGUAAUAAUUAAAAAUUAAGUUUUCAUUUAACGUAUGGAUAAAUUUGUAACAUUUGUAAAUAAAGCUUAUUGUAUAUUUUGCUUUUUAACGGACAUGAGUUAUUGUGAACUGGGAGCGUAUUCUGUGGCGUAGGACAGGUAUGAGUACACCUGAAAGAAGAGACUUCGAGGAGAGAUAUUCAGCUUGUUUCACUGAUUUCGCACUUAAAACUGUAACGGGCCUCCUAAUCGGAAGUAUGUUCGGAGGCUUCUUCCUACGUGGCUACCGACGGUGGCCCAUGUACAUCGGAGGAGGCCUCGGCUUCGGCAUGGCCUACAGCAACUGCGAGGACAGUCUUAAUACUUUCUUACUCUCCAAGGAGCCAAGACCAUGUGUUAUAAAGAAGAAACCUUAAGGUUCUACUCUACGUUGUUGUUGUUAUCGUACAAUGAACGUCUUUGCGG
This is a messenger RNA of Papilio machaon (common yellow swallowtail), 465 nucleotides long. RefSeq names its product MICOS complex subunit Mic10. Gene Ontology annotation, cellular component: mitochondrion; mitochondrial inner membrane; MICOS complex. The coding region runs from base 162 to 416 and encodes 84 amino acids. The record is from RefSeq and is a predicted model, not a curated record. NCBI's taxonomy places the organism in Eukaryota, Metazoa, Arthropoda, Insecta, Lepidoptera, Papilionidae. The transcript has 3 exons.